AUGGCCGCCGUUAACGACCCGACUGCUGCCUUCCAGACCGAGGGCGGCGCCGACGCCAAGCCCGUCGACAUUGACCUCACCAAGCUUACCGCUCUUAGCCCCGAGGUCAUCAUGAACCAGGCUACCAUCAACAUUGGUACCAUCGGACACGUCGCGCACGGAAAGUCGUCCACCGUCCGUGCCAUCUCUGGUGUGCAGACCGUUCGUUUCAAAAACGAGCUCGAGCGUAACAUUACCAUCAAGCUCGGUUACGCCAACGCCAAGUGCCAGAACCCCAACUGCCCCCCUCCCUCGUGCUACCGCUCCUACCCGUCGAGCAAGGAGCUCCACCCGAAGUGUGAGAGGCCAGGAUGCGACUCGCGCAUGGACUUGAUCCGACACGUCUCUUUCGUCGACUGCCCGGGACACGACAUUCUCAUGGCUACUAUGCUUACGGGUGCUGCCGUCAUGAACGGAGCCCUCCUCCUCAUCGCCGGUAACGAGUCGUGCCCUCAGCCGCAGACGGGAGAGCACCUUGCCGCUCUCGAGAUUAUCGGUAUCGACCCGCACAACAUUGUCAUUCUCCAGAACAAGAUGGACCUCGUCCGCGAGUCUGAGGCGCAGGAACACUGCGAGCAGAUCCGCCGGUUCGUCGAGGGCACCACUGCCCGCCUCGCCCCGAUCAUCCCCGUUUCCGCGCAGCUGCGCUUCAACAUUGACGCCGUCGUCAUGGCGCUCGCCAAGAUCGAGCCGCCCAAGUACGACUUCACCGCCGAGCCGCGAAUGGUCGUCAUUCGUUCGUUCGACGUCAACAAGCCCGGAGCGUCCGUCGACGAGCUCAAGGGUGGUGUUGCCGGAGGCUCCAUUCUCCAGGGUGUGUUCAAGGUCGGACAGGAGGUCGAGAUCCGCCCCGGUAUCAUCACGCGCGACACGGAGGGCAAGGUGACGUGCCGACCGCUCAUUUCGAAGAUUGUCUCGAUGAACGCGGAGCAGAACCACCUCCAGUUCGCUGUUCCCGGAGGACUGAUUGGUGUCGGAACGCUCGUCGACCCCGCUCUCUGCCGUGCCGACCGUCUGCUCGGUAUGGUUAUGAGCAGUGUCGGAAAGGGCCCCAACAUCUACACCGAUAUCAAGGCCGAGGUCUUCCUCCUCCGUCGUCUGCUUGGUGUCAAGACCGAGGACAACAAGAAGGCCAAGGUCGGAAAACUCGUCGUCGGCGAGAUGCUCUUUGUCAACAUUGGUGCCUCCCAGACCGGUGGCCGCAUCAUGGCCGUCAAGGGCGGAGACGUCACUAUCCAGCUCGUCACCCCCGCUUGUACCGAGAAGGGAGAGAAGAUUGCCCUCUCUCGUCGUAUCGACAAGCACUGGCGUCUUAUUGGAUGGGGCAAGGUCAAGUCUGGAGGUGUCCUCGCCGAGGUCAAGGACCCCCGCGGCGACUAA
Messenger RNA from Trichosporon asahii var. asahii CBS 2479, 1419 nucleotides. Its product is annotated as eukaryotic translation initiation factor 2 gamma. The record is from RefSeq and is a predicted model, not a curated record. The transcript is spliced from 4 exons. NCBI's taxonomy places the organism in Eukaryota, Fungi, Basidiomycota, Tremellomycetes, Trichosporonales, Trichosporonaceae. Bases 1 to 1419 code for a protein of 472 amino acids. Gene Ontology annotation, biological process: formation of translation preinitiation complex; positive regulation of translational fidelity. Gene Ontology annotation, cellular component: eukaryotic translation initiation factor 2 complex; cytosol. Gene Ontology annotation, molecular function: GTP binding; tRNA binding; GTPase activity.